AUGAAUAACAAUCAGUUUCACGAACUCUUCGGCUCGCAGUGGCCCCCGGACCAGCACGGAGGCCACUCGUCGGCCUCGACGAUGCUGCAUCAGCAGGGCAUGCCCCAGGGGAUGCAGUUGAAGCGCGAGCCCCACGAGGUCCAGGGGAUGCACGGCAUGAUGGACAUCACGUCAGGAUCGGUCGCGGACAGCACCUCCCCGCCCCCCAAUAGCGAGGGGAUGUUCGGGUCGUCGAUCUCUGGAAUGUUUAUGGACAAGAAAUCUGUCAACUCUAUAAGAGCUCAAAUCGAAAUCAUACCAUGCAAAGUGUGUGGAGACAAAUCAUCAGGCGUCCACUAUGGAGUGAUCACCUGCGAGGGAUGCAAAGGAUUCUUCAGACGCUCACAGAGCACAGUGGUGAACUAUCAGUGUCCACGGAACAAGGCGUGUGUGGUGGACCGCGUCAAUCGGAACAGAUGUCAGUACUGUCGCCUACAGAAGUGUCUUAAAUUGGGGAUGAGUCGCGAUGCUGUCAAAUUCGGGCGUAUGUCAAAAAAGCAACGCGAGAAAGUGCAAGAGGAGGUGAAAGCUGUGCAACUUCGCACCCAAAUUGAAGCCGCCCCAGACUCAGUGUAUGACUCACAACGACAGACGCCGAGCUCCAGCGACCAAUUCCACGGACAUUACAACGGCUACCCGGGCUACGGAUCGCCACUCUCGUCAUACGGUUACAACAACACAGCGCCAACCCUAACAUCGAACAUGAGCGGUUUGCACCAACAGCCACAACAACAGUACGAUGUGUCGGCGGACUAUGUCGACUCGACGACGUACGAACCGAAACAGACUGCCGGUUUUCUUGAAACAGAUUUUAUUGGCAACGACGAACAACAGAAAUCGACAAUCCGACCGACACCAACAACAACAUCAACAUCCACAUCAACAUCCACAAUCCGACCGGUCAGCGUCGACAACCGUCGGAUACAGGAGUUCGACAGAUACGAGGAGCGAAUACAGUCCCCUGCCUCCAUAUCCAGUGGCGUCAUUAAUAUUAAACAGGAGAUCAAACCUGAGACCUCCAUGGGAGUGGACAACCUGGUAGCCAGUUACGUGGAUUCGACGACGUACUUGCACAGCCCAUCGAACAUACAGCACAGCCCAAUGGAGAUACAAAACUCGGUGCUAGUGAGCCAGAAUUCCCUGGCCAGCGAGGAGUUGAGUCCAGACGAUAUGACAUCCAGCAGUCACAGAAUGCUGGAUCCUUUGAACAUGAAUAUCUCUGGUAUGGGGAUGGUGAAUCCAAACGCGGUGACGAGGAGACAGGGGACCAGCGCUAGCGAAGAUCUGCCGUCUGAAGGCGACCUGAGCAAGAUGCUGGUGAAGAGCUUAGCCGAAGCUCACGCAAACACAAAUCCAAAGCUGGAAUUUAUACACGAGAUGUUUAGAAAGCCACCGGAUGUGCCUAAGCUAUUAUUCUACAACUCAAUGACGUACGAGGAGAUGUGGCUGGACUGCGCAGACAAGCUGACAGCGAUGAUACAGAACAUCAUUGAGUUCGCAAAACUCAUUCCUGGCUUCAUGAAGCUGAGCCAAGACGAUCAAAUUUUACUGCUUAAGUCAGGUUCGUUCGAGCUGGCAAUCGUCCGUCUGUCACGACUGAUAGAUAUCAACAGAGAACAGGUGCUGUAUGGAGACGUCGUUCUACCCAUUCGGGAGUGCGUGCACGCACGUGACCCUCGAGACAUGGCCCUCGUAUCUGGAAUAUUUGACGUCGCAAAGUCGAUCGCGAGACUGAAGUUAACGGAGACUGAACUGGCUUUGUAUCAGAGCCUUGUGUUGUUGUGGCCAGAACGGCACAACGUCCGCGGCAACUCGGAGAUCCAAUGCUUAUUCAACAUGUCGAUGGCUGCGAUGCGUCACGAAAUCGAGACCAACCACGCCCCCAUCAAGGGUGACGUCACGGUUCUGGACACGCUGCUCGCCAAGAUACCCACCUUCAGAGAACUGUCGCUGAUGCACUUGGAGGCUCUUUGCCGCUUCAAAGCCGCACAUCCGCAUCACUCGUUCCCGGCUCUUUACAAGGAACUGUUCUCGCUAGACAACGUGCUAGACUACACGCACCAGUAA
Messenger RNA from Leptosia nina, 2106 nucleotides. Lineage: Eukaryota; Metazoa; Arthropoda; Insecta; Lepidoptera; Pieridae. The record is from the annotation of a GenBank genome assembly.